UUAUAAAAAAUGUCUAAAGAUAUCGUUGUUCUGACGCCAACUGGAAGGCGGCAUAUAGUCCACGUAACCCCUGACACCACUAUGUUACAGAUAUUAGAAGAUGUCUGCACUAAACAAGGGUUCCAAGCAACGCAAUACGAUUUGAAGCAUCAUAAAAAAAUAAUGGACCUGACCAACACCAUAAGAUUUUCUAAUUUGCCUAAUAAAGCCACUCUCGAAAUGGUGGAAACUGAGCGAAAAAGGGAAGAAGUAGAUGUCACUGUUGGCUUACAGUUGGAAGAUGGUGAGCGUAGAACAGCUGAUUUCCCACCAAACACAUGCCUGUUUGAUCUUCUGCAAUCACUUGCACCAAAUGAAGUCAAAGCUCUCCAACAGCCCACUAUCAUGUAUAUGAGGCAAGAAGUUAUUGGUGUCCGUGCUCUUAAAGAAAAGACUCUGAGGCAGCUAGGCUUGAUAGGGGGCAGGGCUGUACUGAGACUCUUAAAUAAAGAUGCGGAGGGAAAGCAAGCGAAUGUGUCAUCUGUUUAUCGAAAGUUGUCAGUAACAAAACCUGAUAAGGAGCAAACACAUAGACACAUGGAAACUGAUGACAUGCUUACGGACAACAAACCAGGACCAUCCCGUUUUUCGAAAGACACGAAACAUUUUAACCCCAUUCAAGCCAUUAAAGAAAUAAAAAAACCUCAAUUACAACAAUUUGAAACCAAACCAAAUGAUAGUGUACCAAAAACGACUACCAAUGUGCCUCAAAGUACCAACAAUGAAGAUAUGCCCAUGGAAGCACGAAACACAGAAUCAAUUAACAGAGCAGGUCAAAGUGGACCUGUUAAAAACUUGGAUGACUCUUGCUCCAGCACAUCCCUUGAAACACAAGAUCAACUUGAGAGAAGGCUUAGAAUUGAAGAAGAAGUUACAUUUUUGGGAGCUCAAAAAGCAAUUGCUUUUAUGCCAACUGAGUCACAUAGUGAAUUGACUGACCUCCCCGAUGACUUCUACGAGUUAACUAUAGAAGAAGUACGCAAUCUUUAUAAAGAUUUACAACAACACACAUCAGAGUUAGAAAACACACCCCUCAUGACUGCAGCUCAGCGAGAAGAAAUUGACAAACAGGCUUCAGAAUUGAGAUUGUCAGGAUAUAAAAACGUCGUGGUAAGAGUGCAGUUUCCAGAUCAAAUAAUAUUACAAGGCAUUUUUACACCAUCUAAUACAAUUCAAGAUGUUAUGAAUUUUAUAAAACAACACCUUGAAGAACCAGAUAAACCAUUUCUUAUCUUCACUACACCUUUUAAGGAAAGUUUAGAUCCUAAGAUGACGCUACUUCAAGCCAAAUUUGUGCCAUGUGUGCAUUUGCAUUUUAAAUGGCUGAUUGAUACAGGAAGUCAAAUUUGCCUAAAAGAAGAAAUUUAUGAACAACAAACGUCAAGUGAUGCGGCUUGUAUCCUAGCUUCAAAGUACAGAGCACCUUCCAGGAGAAAAUUGGAUGCUCCUUCCAGUUCCAAGAAAAGUUCUUCAGGAAAUCCCAGCAAAAUGCCCAAGUGGUUUAAGACAUAAAGAUUGAAGUGACGUCCGCGUAGCAGUCAAAAAAUUGAAAACUGAGCAUUAAACAUUGUAGGAUAUCUAAAGUUAAUCAUGCAGAAGGAAGUCGAAAGUGCUGUUUGAUAGUUUUCAUUAGUUAUUUUU
Molecule: messenger RNA, 1680 nt
Organism: Hyposmocoma kahamanoa
Lineage: Eukaryota; Metazoa; Arthropoda; Insecta; Lepidoptera; Cosmopterigidae
Product: tether containing UBX domain for GLUT4
Exons: 8
Coding region: 10-1551 (513 amino acids)
Source: RefSeq, a predicted model, not a curated record